CAGUGGCUGUUCUCGGAUUACGUUUCCUCCGGUCUUUAUUAGCUGGCCGCUCCUCGCUUCUGCCCUCUUCACCUCCGCCCGGUACCGGACAGCAGCUGCAGCAACCACCGCCGACAUGAAGCUUCCCUUGGCCGUUGUGGUUGUUUUGGUCUGCAUAGCUGUGACCAUUGACGCCACCGUGUAUUUCAGCGAGAAAUUCGACGAUGGAGAUGCAUGGACGAGUCGCUGGGUCCAGUCAAAACACAAGUCCGACUAUGGCGAAUGGAAACUGACUGCUGGAAAGUUCUACGGAGAUGCUGAAGCUGAUAAAGGUGUCCAGACCAGCCAGGAUGCUCGCUUUUACGCCAUGUCAUCCCGCUUUGACUCUUUCAGCAAUGAGGGGAAGCCCGUGGUCAUCCAGUUUACUGUCAAACAUGAGCAGAAGAUCGACUGUGGUGGUGGAUACGUCAAGGUGUUCCCCUCUGACCUAGAUCAGACUGACAUGCAUGGAGACUCGCAGUAUUACAUCAUGUUUGGCCCUGACAUCUGUGGCUACAGCACCAAGAAGGUUCAUGUCAUCUUCAACUACAAGGGUCAGAACCACCUUGUCAAGAAAGACAUCAAAUGCAAGGACGAUGAACUGACCCACCUGUACACACUGAUUCUAAACCCAGACCAGACCUACGAGGUGAGGAUCGACAAUGAGAAAGUGGAGUCUGGGUCUCUGGAGGAUGACUGGGACAUGCUGCCUGCAAAAACGAUCAAGGAUCCUGAGGCCAAGAAGCCUAGUGACUGGGAUGACAGAUCCCAGAUCGAUGACCCCACUGACACCAAACCUGAGGACUGGGACAAGCCAGAGACCAUUCCAGACCCUGAUGCCAAGAAGCCUGAUGACUGGGAAGACGACAUGGACGGAGAAUGGGAACCUCCCAUGAUCACCAACCCUGAAUACAAGGGAGAAUGGAAACCCAAACUUAUUGAAAACCCAGAUUACAAGGGAGCCUGGGUUCACCCUGAGAUUGAUAAUCCAGAGUACACUCAUGAUGCCACAAUGUACAAGUUUGACAGCAUUGGAGUUCUUGGUCUGGACCUGUGGCAGGUAAAAUCUGGAACAAUCUUCGACAACUUCAUAAUCACAGAUGAUGUAAAAGAAGCUGAGGACUUUGGCAAGGAAACAUGGGGAGUCACAAAGGGACCAGAGAAGAAGAUGAAGGAGGAACAGGAGGACAUGGAGAGGAAGCUGAGAGAGGAGGAGGAAAAGAGCAAAAAGAAGGAUGAUGAAGAUGAAAAUGAUGAGGAAGACGAUGAAGAUGAGGAGGGUAAUGAGGAAGAUGAAGCGGAGCAGGGGGAGGAGGUAGAGGAGGACGCAGGAACAGAAGAGGAGGACACUAAACACAAGGAUGAGUUGUAGAGUUGAGGAGCUGGUUGCUGGACUGCUGCUUUCUUCUUCUACUCUCCAGAUUUCAUUUGAAGAUGAUAGGAAGUUAGCGAGAUGCCCUUUGGACUCUUUGAUACGACAGCCUUUAAAUCCAGGGCAGGGAAGCGGGGCAGAUCAGAUUUAUUUUAUAAUGUGUUUUCUUGUUGCUUUCUGUUCUAGAAGGAAAAAGGGUUUAGUUGUUUAUUUCCCCCUCUGUUUCUGUUGAAUUUUCUAAUUGAACAUUUGUUUAACUCAGUCAAUCCCAUGAUGUGUUUUCUUCCUGCAGUUACUUAAGAGAUUUUUUUUGUUUGUUUUUCACAAUGUUCUGUAAAUCCAGGAUGUGUGAUAUCUGGUUCAUGCACUUUUUUUCUUCUCUCCUUUGUCAUGCAGUUCUGUAUUUUUUUAAAAAUCAGUUGCCUUAAUAAUUUAUUUUAAUCAUCAUAAGUUUCCCUUAAAAAAAUAAAUAAUGGGUGUGAGUUCGUCUGUGUGAGUGUGAGACUGCAGAAAACAAACUGUGAUUUUUUUUUUAAACAAUCCUUGUUUUUUUCACUCUUGUUUUCAGUGAGUGACUGUCCGGUCCGUGCACACAAUUUUGAGUUAAUGUGAAUAAACUGAAGCUUCUUCGAUUCUCCCUUUCCCCCCCAAA
Molecule: messenger RNA, 2042 nt
Organism: Cynoglossus semilaevis (tongue sole)
Lineage: Eukaryota; Metazoa; Chordata; Actinopteri; Pleuronectiformes; Cynoglossidae
Product: calreticulin-like
Exons: 9
Coding region: 116-1390 (424 amino acids)
Biological process (GO): ERAD pathway; protein folding
Cellular component (GO): endoplasmic reticulum membrane; endoplasmic reticulum
Molecular function (GO): calcium ion binding
Source: RefSeq, a predicted model, not a curated record